Messenger RNA from Melitaea cinxia (Glanville fritillary), 8860 nucleotides. RefSeq lists its product as uncharacterized. Lineage: Eukaryota; Metazoa; Arthropoda; Insecta; Lepidoptera; Nymphalidae. Bases 1 to 8613 code for a protein of 2870 amino acids. Gene Ontology annotation, molecular function: pigment binding. Gene Ontology annotation, biological process: symbiont-mediated perturbation of host defenses. The transcript is spliced from 49 exons. The record is from RefSeq and is a predicted model, not a curated record.
AUGCGAUUUCUUGGACAAUGGUUCGUUAACAGAAGAACAAGAAAUCCAACAUUUAGCGCAGACUGUGCGACUAUCGACUUUAUAGAAGGAAAUAAUGUGACAAAUUUGAACAUUAGAGGUGUCAAUCAAAAUUUCCUUGAAGAAGCGAGUGGAAAUGCAGUUCACCAAUCCGGCUCAGCGAGAUUUACUGUUACGGUUAACUCACAGACCUCAGACUUUUCGAUUAUUAUGACGGAUUAUUCAAACUAUGCAAUCGGAUAUUCCUGUGAAAAUGAAGGAAACCAAAGUAACGUUUAUCUAUGGGUGCUUGGAAGAACUAGCAAUCUUCCUACAGUGAUGAUGGAAGCCCUAAUUAACCAAACCCUGAUUAGGCUCUUUGAUGUCACUUUAAACGACCUCAGCACUAUCGACCAUUCAGAGCUCGCAUGUAGAACGCUACCAGAAAUUCCGUCUGGACAGCCCAUCGUACUACCUGGACAGUGUGACGAAGAUAUGCCAGUUGUCCAAAACUUCAAUGUUUCUGGGUUUGUAGGUACAUGGCAUCAAAUUGCAAGUUACUAUACCGUGAACCAACUUGGCACCUGUAACAGAGCACAAUACUCUCUGUCAGGCACAAGCGUGGCAGUUACCAACAGCGAAGUCGUGAACCAAACAUUGUCAACCGUAUCAGGAAGCGCCACGCUCGCCAGUAAUGACAGCAGUGCAAGACUUCUAGUUACUUUGGAAGUACUGCCCGGAGUAAAUGUGCCAAGCUCGCUAUGGAUAUUAGCCACUGAUUACACAAACUACGCCAUUUCAUACACUUGCGUAAAUCUUGAAAACAAUCAAAGAAGAGUAAACAGCUGGAUUCUGAGCCGCACUAAGCAACUCAACUCGCAAGCUGAGGCAGCCGUUGAUAGUGUUAUAAGAUCAAAUCUAGAUCUGAACAACCGAUUCUUCAUUCAGUCUAAUCAAAGUGAUGAGGCCUGCUUCUACUAUCCUGAACCAGCACCGAAUACACCCGUUGUGUUCAGAGGUCAAUGCGAUCCUAAUAUUCCAGCUAUGCCUUCGUUUAACGCUACGAGGUACUUAGGUCUCUGGCACAACAUCGAAUCCUAUCCUUCCAAUUUCCAACCGGGUACUUGCAACAAUGCACUUUAUGAAGCGAGUGGUAACCUUGUCACCGUUUACAACACUCAAGUCAUCAACCAAAGACUAGAUACAAUCAGAGGAAAUGCGUCAGUUGUUUCCACUGACGGAAGCGCUAGGCUUUUAGUUGUUUUCCCUGAUCUUACCAAUACGUCACUGACAGUGCAGACCAAUUACUGGGUGCUGGACACUGAUUACGAAUCAUAUUCCCUGGUCUACAGUUGUGAAAACAUCAACGAUGAUGAAAGACGAGUUUUUAGUUGGAAACUUAGCAGGACCAAACAAAUGCCUGAUGCUGGCACAGCAGCUAUUAAUAAUAUUAUAUCGAGAAUACCAGUCUUGGAUCAAAGAUAUUUCGAAAUAAAUAACCAAAGCAGAGAAGGUUGCUUCUACUACCCUGACCCGGAACCAGGUGUCCCAGUAAGGUUCCCUGGACAGUGUGACAACACUAUACCAGUUACUACAAAUUUCAGUUUGAGCCAGUUCGCCGGUACAUGGUAUGAAAUCGAAGCUUAUCCGAAAGAACAGCAGCCAGGCCAGUGUAUCUCACAUGAGUUCACUGUCAAUAGCGGAACCUUCAAUCUCGUAACAUCUAGCGUGUCAGACCAAUUUUUAGAAGUCACUAACAGCGUAGCAUCCCUUGACUCCAAUGAUAGUAAUGCUAGAAUGACUAUUACCAUUAGAAGCGGAAAUACAGAUAUUACAAUUCCUUACUGGAUUUUGGCCACCGACUACACAAAUUACGCAUUGGCAUACAGCUGCGUCAACGACGGCAAUGACUUCCAAAUGAUUUACAGUUGGAAACUCAGCAGAACAAGGCAAUUAUCGCUACAGUCAAGCACUGAAAUAAACAAUGUAAUGUCUGAAGUCACUGUUUUGGAGCAAAAAUACUAUGAUGAUGUUGAUCAAUCCACCUCCGCCUGCUUCUUCUUACCAGAAAUACCACCGGGCCAGCCCGUGAUAUUAAGCGGUCAAUGUGAUCCAAAUAUUACAGUUGUUCAAAACUUUAGAGCGGCCGAUUACCUUGGGAACUGGCGUUUAAUCGAAAGCUAUGCCAGUGAGUUUCAAAAUGGAACUUGUAUAGAAGCUACAUAUAACCUUCAAUCAGAUGGCUCUGUGGAAGUGGUUAAUACUCAAGUAAUUAACCAGACCUUGCUAACAGAAAUUGGUUCUGCAGUUCUGGCUAGCAACGAUAGCCGCGGAAUACUUCGUGUUACAUUCCCAUCAGCAAGCACAGAGAUUGAUUACUAUAUCUUGGAUACGGAUUACACAUCGUACUCAUUGGUUUAUAGCUGUGUGAAUGUGGACGCCGAACGACGAAGAGUGUGGAGCUGGAAAUUGAGUCGUACAAGGAAUUUAACACCAACUGCGAUUGAGAAUAUGAAUAACAUUAUUAACGGUAUUGAGGUUCUGAACAACCGCUACUACCAGCUACUAGAUCAGUCAGACCCCGGCUGUUUCUACUUUCCGACUCCUGAACCUAAUAGACCGGUCGUUUUCCGUGGUCAGUGCGAUCCUACCAUCAAUGUUGUCAAUGAUUUCAAUGCUGCAGAUUACUUGGGCUUAUGGUACAACAUCGAAUCUUAUCCAUCGGAAUUUCAAUCAGGCACUUGUAACAAUGCAUUGUACACCCUCCGUGGUGAUGUGGUAGAUGUUUACAAUACUCAAGUCAUUAACGAGACUCUUGACACUAUUCACGGAGUAGCAAGAUUAUCGGAAGCAGCUAACGUAGCUAAGCUCGACGUAACUUUCCCUGUCGUAGGGACCAAUCUGACAAUUGAAACGCCAUACUGGGUCCUUGCCACGGAUUAUACAAAUUACUCCCUCGUGUAUACUUGCAGCAACAUCGACUCGGAAAACUUUAGAGUCUGGUCAUGGAAGCUAAGCAGGACGAAACAGUUGACGCCAGCCGCGGUCACAGCAAUCAAUAAUGUUGUCAACACCAUACCGGUGCUGAAUGACCAAUAUUAUACCAACAACGACCAAAGUGUCGAAGGCUGUUUCUACUACCCGGAACCUGAACCAGGGCUUCCAGUAGUAUUCCCUGGACAGUGCGAUCAGAACAUACAAGCUGUGCCCAAUUUCAAUUUAAGUUCUUUCGCGGGCACUUGGUAUGAAAUACAAGCCUAUCCAAAGGAACAGCAAACCGGUCAAUGCAUAAACCACACGUACACCGCCGGCAGCGCCAACACUUUGAAUCUUGUCUCUUCUAGUGUCACUGCGCAAAAUCUCAACACCACCAAUAGUGUAGUGAGAUUUAAUUCAACUCAGGAUACCAGCGGAAAGUUGGUUAUCAGUCUCACAGGAACAGUCGAACAAAAUAAUGGAAUAACAUUUUUUGUAGACAUCGACAUACCGUUUUGGGUUCUGGAAACAAACUACAACGACUUCGCUCUGGCCUACAGCUGCGUUAACAUAAAUGAAACAUUUAGAUCAGUUUACAGCUGGAAAUUAAGUAGGACACAGACCUUGUCGCCAGCCGCGAACACUGCCAUCAAUACUAGAAUUGAUCAGAUCGAUGUUCUAAACAACACAUACUAUGAAGAUAUUGAUCAAUCAGAUAAUGCUUGCUUUUAUCUUCCUGAACCGACAGACAACGAGCCGGUUGAAUUUGUCGGUCAAUGCGAUGAAACCAUUCCUGUAGUACAGAACUUUAAUAUCUCAGCAUACAUGGGAAGAUGGCGUUUGAUCCAAAGCUACCCACAAGCAUCUCAGACUGGAACAUGUAGCCAAGCCAACUAUAAUAUAAAUUCUCAAGGCUUAGUCGAUGUCUUCAAUACGCAAGUUUUAGACCAACAGUUAACUACUGCCUCUGGCUCUGCUGCCCCAGCUACUAAUGAUGGGAGCGGCAAAUUUUUAGUAACUUUCCCCAACUCGACAGAACCAGCUCCGUACUGGGUGCUCGACACAGAUUAUACCUCGUUCGCUUUAGUAUACAGCUGCAGAAACUUACCUAACAAUAGACGUAGAGUUACAAGUUGGAAACUAAGUCGAACGCCUGAAUUGACACCGAAUGCAACUCAGAGAAUAAACCAAACAGUUAAUAGCAUUAAUGUGCUGAAUGAUCGUUACUACUCACCUAUCAAUCAGACUGACCAAGCUUGCUUCUAUCUUCCAACUCCCGAUCCCACGAGACCUGUGACAUUCCGCGGACAAUGUGAUGAAAAUAUACCAGUAGUGACCACCUUUAACCCUGCAGCCUACUUGGACUUAUGGUACAAUAUCGAGUCUUAUCCAUCUGAAUUCCAACCGGGCACAUGCAAUAAAGCUUUUUAUAGCCUCCGUGAUGGAGUGGUAGACGUUUACAAUACUCAAGUCAUCAAUGAGACUCUUGAUACUAUUCACGGAACAGCGAUAUUAACAGGUCCAGCUAACAUAGCUAAGCUCAAUGUGACUUUCCCUGUGGUAGGGACCAAUCUGACCGUUGAAACGCCAUACUGGGUCCUUGCCACGGAUUAUACAAAUUACUCCCUCGUGUAUACUUGCAUAAAUGUGGACGAGGAACAUCAAAGAGUCUGGUCGUGGAAGCUAAGCAGGACGAAACAGUUGACGCCAGCCGCGGUUACAGCAAUCAACAAUGUUGUCAACACCAUACCGGUGCUGAAUGACCAAUAUUAUACCAACAACGACCAAAGUGUCGAGGGCUGUUUCUACUACCCGGAACCUGAACCAGGGCUUCCAGUAGUAUUCCCUGGACAGUGCGAUCAGAACAUACAAGCUGUGCCCAAUUUCAAUUUAAGUUCUUUCGCGGGCACUUGGUACGAAAUACAAGCCUAUCCAAAGGAACAGCAAACCGGUCAAUGCAUAAACCACACGUACACCGCUGGCAGCGCCAACACUUUGAAUCUUGUCUCUUCUAGUGUCACUGCACAAAAUCUCAGCACCACCAAUAGUGUAGUGAGGUUUAAUUCAACUCAGGAUACCAGCGGAAAGUUGGUUAUCAGUCUCACAGGAACAGACAUCGACAUACCGUUUUGGGUUCUGGAAACAAACUACAACGACUUCGCUCUGGCCUACAGCUGCGUUAACAUAAAUGAAACAUUUAGAUCAGUUUACAGCUGGAAAUUAAGUAGGACACAGACCUUGUCGCCAGCCGCGAACACUGCCAUCAAUACUAGAAUUGAUCAGAUCGAUGUUCUAAACAACACAUACUAUGAAGAUAUUGAUCAAUCAGAUGAUGCCUGUUUCUUUUUACCAAACUUAAACCCAGGCGAACCUAUUAUAUUUAAUGGUCAAUGUGAUCCAAAUAUUCCAGUUGUUCAGAAUUUCAGACCACAAGACUACACAGGACGCUGGCGUAUGAUCGAAACCUAUCCAUCCGAAUUCCAAAGUCUUCAAAGUACUUGUAGUGAUGCCUUGUACACCCUCAACUCAAACGGUAUUGUGGAUGUAUACAAUACUCAAGUUAUCAAUCAGACUCUUGAUACUAUCAAUGGUACCGCAACUUUAGCUACAACUGAUGGCAGUGCAAAAUUAUUAGUCAAUUUCCCUAAUGCACCUGCACCGUCCGAUUACUGGAUCCUUGAUACGGACUACACAUCCUUCGCUCUUGUGUACAGCUGUCUUAACAUUAGCAAUCUGCAACGUAGAGUUUGGACUUGGAAACUUAGUCGAACGAGAGAGUUAACAGCCGCUGCUAAUACACGAAUCAAUCAAGUGAUGAGCGGAAUCAAUGUUUUAGAUCAACGUUAUUACAUAAAUAUUGAUCAUUCUGACAACGCCUGUUUCUACUACCCAGUCGCUGAUGGAAACCCGCUCGUUUUCAGAGGACAGUGUGAUGAAAAUAUUACUGUGGUCACCAAUUUUAAUGCUCAAGCGUACCUAGGAACAUGGUACGAUAUUGAAAGCUAUCCGGUCCAAUUCCAAGAUGGUACUUGCCCAACCGCCACUUAUACGUCGAGUACAACCGGCGUCGACGUCUUUAAUACUCAGGUUGUUGGUCAGCAACUUGACACCAUUGAAGGCUCCGCGGUACUUGCAACUGACGAUGGUCAAGCAAAACUUACCGUAACAUUCCCCAUCGCUGGAACUAAUCUAACUACAAGUUCUCCCUACUGGGUUCUGUCAACUGACUACAAUAACUACGCCCUGGUCUACUCUUGCGUCAACAUCGACAAUGAAAAUCGUAGAGUAUCCAGUUGGAAACUAAGCAGAGAAAGAUCCUUGUCUCAAACAUCCGUGACCACUAUCAACAACAUUAUCAACUCUAUACCAGUACUGAGACAAGAUUAUUACGUCACAAGAGGUCACAAUGAAACGGACUGUUUCUAUUAUCCUGAUAACAACGGUGGUCCAGUUUUACAAAACGGACAAUGUAAUUUCAACAAUUUGAAUAUCGUCACCAAUUUCAAUACUAGUCUAUUCUCGGGACCAUGGUAUGAAGUAUCCCGUUUCCCUUCGGAACUGCAAGAAGGUGAAUGCGUCUCGAACGAAUUCAUUGCGAACAACCAAAAUCUCAGUAUGACAAUGACAAUCGUAUCAGGAGAGUCGCAAAGCAUAUUCUCUGGAUCAGCAACAUUACAGAAUAAUAAUCAAGGAAUCCUCGACGUCAAUCUUGUUAAUAGUAAUGGAGAAACCUUCCAAACGAGAUUUUACGUUUUGGACGUCGAUUACAACGAUUAUGCUUUGUUAUACAAUUGUCGAGAGAUCAACGCUACAUCCAAACAAGUCUACAGUUGGAAGCUUAGCAGAAGUCAAACUGGUCUCUCAUCAACUGCAGUCAAUGCUAUAAACAAUAUAGUUUCAAACACAGAAGAUCUCUUCGAAGGCUACUACGAUGACACUGACCAGACAGUCAAUGGAUGCUUCCACUACCCAGAAUUCGAUCAACUACCUCCGUCCAUUGAGUUGCUUGGUCCAUGUGAUGAAUCCAUAACGGCUAAGUCCAACUUCAACGUGGAGGGCUAUCUCGGCAGAUGGUAUGAAAUAGCCAGCUACCCUCAAGCCUUCCAAGAAGGCACCUGUGCACGCGCUGAGUACACCCUAAGAGCAGGCUUUGUAAACGUUUUCAACUCUCAAGUCGUCAACAGAACACUUGAUGUCCAGACUGCGACAGCUGUCGUCGCUUCUACUGAUGGCAGUGGUCUCCUGAACGUCACUUUCCAAUUGAGUAAUGUGACUAACGUAGUCAACUACUAUGUGCUCGAAACUGACUACAACACCUUCGCCCUCGUAUACAGCUGUCGUACCUUACCUAGUGGUAAUCGACAAGUCACCAGCUGGCAGCUCUCCCGUACACCAACUAUGCCGCCUGCAGCUUUGCCUAUCAUUAACAAUAUCAUCAACAGCACACAAGGUCUAAAUCAGGAUUAUUACCAGCCCACUGAUCAGUCUCCAGAAGCCUGCUUCUACAUACCAAACGUGAACAGGAAUGAGACACCAAGGUUCAGAGGACAGUGUGAGAAUAUUCAGGGCGUGCAAGGUUUUGAUAUUCAAAGGUUCGUCGGAUGGUGGCACGAAGUCGAAAGCUACCCAUCUGAUUAUGAUAGGGGAACCUGCUAUAGUUCAGAAGUCAUUCAAAGUGGUAAUAAUUACAUUAUGGUAGAUACCGGUAUUUUUGAUACAAGAGCUGACGUAAAUACUAGCACAUUGACCGCAGACAGUAAUGGAAGAUUAACCAAAACCGGUAGUAAUGGACAGACUACGGAUGUUUGGGUGUUGGCUACUGAUUACGAGACUUACGCGCUUCUUUACUCGUGUGAAAACGACACAGAUGAAUACAGACGUAUAUGGAGCGCUAAAUACAGCAAAACUCGUGAGCUCUCCGCAUCAGCUCAAAAUGCCAUGAGCUCUGUUAUACAAGCCACUGAAACCCUUGAGCCACAGUUCUACUUGCCCGCGAACCUGUCGGAUGAGGCGUGCUUCUAUUACCCAGAACAAACUGGAAACCAGAUCAUAUUGCCUGGACAAUGUGACACUAAUAUAACUGUUGUGCAAAACUUCAACCCGGCCGAGUACUCCGGCACAUGGUAUCAAAUACAACGCUACCCUCAAAUCCACGAAAAUGGCACUUGUGUGGGUGCGCGCUACACACUCGACGAGAAUACCGGUGUCGUCACAGUCCUCAACUGGCAAGUCACCAACGGUGUUCUGGACACAGUCGAGGGAACGGCUACCGUAAACUCCACUGAUGGCAGCGCUAAACUGUUGGUCACCUUGCCGAUUCGCAACACUGAUGCCAUGGUAUCAAUGGAACUAUACGUUUUGACGACUGACUACACAUCCUACGCUUUAGCCUAUAGUUGUGUCAACAUUGGACCAUAUAGAAGAGCCAUUGGUGCAUGGAAAUUAAGUCGAACGCGGUCAUUGACAACGGCAGGUAACAAUUCUAUAAAUGAAUACAUGAAUACGCGGGAAGAAUUGUUCCAAAAUUACUUCCAAAACGUUGAACAGAACGACGACUGCGACGAACCCAGUUCAGCAGUUUUAUUCAGAAGCAGUAUUAUUAUUUUAUUAAUAUGUAGCAUUUUACACCGUCUUUUAUAGUAAUUUUAUGUACGUAAUCAUGGACGUUUAACUAUCUGUCUGUAUUUAAAUUAUAGGACACUGGUUAAUGUUAAGUUAUAAGAAAAAUAACCUUUGGUACAAAAUCGAAUAAAAUUUUCAACGCAUUAAACACGAGUGUCAUUAUGUAAUACCUAGAAAGAUCAAUCCUUUUUUAAGUGAAAUGUUCCAAUAUGUACUUAUAAGAAAUUACGUGAUUAAUUUAUUUAAAUAAAUUAUUUAUAUUUUA